Molecule: messenger RNA, 1360 nt
Organism: Alternaria rosae
Lineage: Eukaryota; Fungi; Ascomycota; Dothideomycetes; Pleosporales; Pleosporaceae
Exons: 2
Coding region: 125-1060 (311 amino acids)
Biological process (GO): mRNA processing
Cellular component (GO): mitochondrion
Source: RefSeq, a predicted model, not a curated record
GCCGUGCUAGUGCCAAUCGGGGAAACAUCGGCGCGUGGAGCACCUGCAGCAAGUCCUGAUAGCCGGCCGCCUUGAGCCUCAUCAACACGCUCGUCAUACCCAAUACCCCUCCAUCCAGCUGGCCAUGUUCUCGCCCGCUGUUGGCAGAGUCGCCCGCUCUGCAAACACUUUCUCUACUGCGCCUGCGGCUUCCUAUGUCUUCACCCGCUGCGCCCGCUCUGCGCUGAGCACCAGCACGGCGCCGCAACAACCCUUCCGACCCAGCCACCAGCGGCGCUACUCGUCCUCGAAGCCGUCCACACCCCCGAAUAGCAAGAAGAAGCCCACCGAGUUAGAUCAGAAUGCGACGGCAGAGCUCCAGGGUGCUGGAAAGAAGUCCAAGGAGACGAAGAAGCUGAAGGAGCCCUCGACGGCUACCACAGGCAACAACGUGCCCUUUGUACCGCCAACAAACCACCUCCGGGAAGACGAUGUCAAACUAUCCGCCUUCUUCGGCCUCCACCGCCCCAUCUCCAUCUCGCGCUCCUUCCCCAACGCAACGUCGACCGCUGAAUUCGAUGCAUUCUUUGACGUGAACCGGGCGAAUGACGUCCAAAGAAUGGAAGCCACCAAGAACGUCCUCGCUGGCUUCUUGGACCGCGUAAACGCCGAGAUCGAUGCACAGGAGGAGCAGCGAGCCGAUGCGAUACAAUCGGAACAGGAGGUAUACCACCUCGAUGUUGAACCCACACAGCAAAACGUAGAAGACUGGGCUGCUCGCCUUGUUCCCUUCCAAGCACCAGCGGCACCCGAGCCCUACGAUCCUCUAGCGAGCGCGCCUCAGGCCGAGUCCCACUCCGCUGAAGGUCUCUCCGCUAGCAUCAACCAGCGCAUAACCGAAGUCCCGCUGCCCGCGCAAGAGAGAAAGCCAAGCACAUUUCGCCAGCACGUUGCGCGACGAAGAUACGGCAUGUAUAUGAUUAGUGUAAAGAGGCAACGGAAGCUCAAGAUGAAGAAGCACAAGUACAAGAAGCUCAUGAAGAGGACGAGGCUGUUGCGGAGAAAGCUCGAUAGGUUGUAGUGAGUACAUAGCGUUGGCGUUAUAGACAUGCAUGGCCAGGUCGAAGAGAAUCACUUCAUGGACUCGCCGACUGCUGGCCUUGGGACUUCGAUGUCGCCUGCGCCGCCGCGAAACCGGUCGCAAUGACCAGGAAUAACACCCGCGGCUUAACGGUCGCCUCCCUACCGUCCUUCGCUUGACAGAAGGCAUUACGAAUUUACUCGACUCAUCUCUCGAAUUUCGCGCAUUGUCCUGGUGUUUUGAGCAGCUUGUUUUGAUCGCAUUUGGCACCGGACAGGGCUGCGUCUUCUUUCCCAAUAC